AUGGACGAGAUGUUUGAUGUUUUCGAGGGCAACGCCGGCCCUGCGAGCGCCAGCGAAGACGAAAGAGUGCCGACCAAGAGCCGCAAGGACAAGACGAAGAAGAGAAAGGCGGACGAGGCGAUGAACGGCAAGGCUGCUGCUGAACCCCAGAAGGAGAAUGCGACCGAAGAUACUGAGAUGGGUGAGACGAGCGAUGCCGCGGCGGCGCAAGAAGACGACUCGGACACGCCAAGCCAGCAGGACAAGAAGCGUCGCAAAAAGGGCGACGCUGCCGUGCCGGUCAUGGCGGACAACUUUGAGACGGCGCAGUCGAGAGAGGUGGCUGGUGCGGCGACUUUUGUCCCGCAGGACUCCUCCCUCAUCCUAUCGCACAACAUCCAGCACCAGGUCGCACUGCCACCCGACCUUGACUAUGAAUACGUUCCGCUCUCCGAGCAUAAGUCGCCCGCCGAGCCUGCGCGAUCGUACCCCUUCAAGCUAGAUCCCUUUCAGAGUCUGUCGGUUGCUUCCAUCGAGCGCGAUGAGAGCGUCCUCGUCUCGGCGCACACCUCUGCGGGUAAAACCGUCGUCGCCGAGUACGCCAUCGCCCAGUGCCUGAAGCGAAACCAGCGAGUCAUCUACACCAGUCCGAUCAAGGCCCUCAGCAACCAAAAAUACCGAGACUUUGAAGCCCUUUUCGGCGAUGUCGGCUUGAUGACUGGUGACGUGACCAUUAACCCGACGGCGAGUUGCUUGGUCAUGACGACGGAAAUUUUGCGAUCCAUGCUGUAUCGCGGCUCAGAGAUUAUGCGAGAAGUCGCGUGGGUUGUGUUUGACGAGAUUCACUACAUGCGCGACAAGACACGAGGCGUCGUUUGGGAGGAGACAAUUAUUAUGCUGCCCGACAAGGUCCGAUAUGUGUUCCUGUCCGCCACCAUCCCCAAUGCCUUCCAAUUUGCGGAAUGGAUCGCCAAGAUUCACCACCAAGCCUGCCACGUUGUGUAUACCGAUUUCCGACCUACACCGCUGCAAAACUACUUUUACCCAGCCGGCGGCUCUGGGGCGCGCAUUGUCGUCGACGAAAAGGGCAACUUCAACGAAGACAACUUCAAUAUCGUAAUGAAGGAGGUCGAGGAAAAGAAGGGUGCCGACCCCAACGACAUUAACGCCAAACAAACGGGCAAAGGGAAGAACAAGAAAACGCACAAGGGUGGCUCCGACGACGGCUCCGAUAUGAGCAAGAUUAUCCGCAUGACGAUCCGGAAAAGCUUCAACCCUGUCAUUGUCUUCAACUUUAGCAAGCGAGAGUGCGAGAACAUGGCCAUUAGCAUCUCGAAGCUGAGCCUCAAUGACGAUUCCGAAAAGGCCAUGGUCAACAAAGUCUUCCACAGUGCCAUUGAGAGUCUGUCAGAGCAAGAUCGCGACCUGCCGCAGAUCAAGAACCUGCUGCCCCUGCUUGUGCGCGGCAUUGGUGUCCAUCACUCUGGUCUCCUGCCCAUUUUGAAGGAGACUAUCGAGAUUCUUUUCCAAGAAUCCUUGAUCAAGGUGCUGUUUGCCACCGAGACCUUUUCCAUCGGCUUGAACAUGCCUGCCAAGACUGUAGUCUUUAGCCAAAUCACCAAGUGGGACGGCGUCAAGCGUCGCCCGCUCACGUCCUCCGAGUACGUGCAGAUGGCUGGCCGUGCCGGUCGCCGCGGUCUUGACGCGCGAGGUAUUGUAAUCAUGAUGAUUGACGAUAAAUUGGAGCCCGACACCGCCAAGGAAAUUGUUACCGGCCAACAGGACAGGCUCAACUCGGCCUUUUACCUGGGCUACAACAUGAUUCUCAACUUGCUCAGAAUCGAGGCCAUCUCUCCUGAAUUCAUGCUCGAGAGAUGUUUUCAUCAGUUCCAGAAUGCGGCUAGCGUUCCCAGUCUCGAGAGGGAACUCAUGGCACUGCAGCAAGAGCGUGAUGGCGCCACUAUUCCCGACGAAGCCACCAUCAAGGACUACUAUCAAAUUCGCCAGCAGCUCAACACCUAUACGAGAGAUAUGCGAUCGGUUAUUCAGCUUCCCAACUAUUGUCUCCACUUCCUACAACCUGGCCGCCCAGUUCAAAUCUACAACCCCAAGGAUUCGCCGGACAACGUGGCUGGUGGCCUGGACUUUGGCUGGGGCGUGAUUGUUAACCACUACCCGCGUCGUAGCACCAAGCUUGGCGAACCCGAGCACAUCCCUCAAGAAUCGUACAUUAUCGAUGUCUUGCUUCCGAUAUCUGCUUCUAGUGCCGAUAUUGUUCCUGGACAGCCAGCUGCCGAGAUGCCUACCGGUCUUGUUCCCGCCAACGGCGAUAAAAACACAAUCAUUGCCAUUGUUCCCUGCUUGCUCACAUGCAUAAAAGCCAUCAGCCAGAUCCGCGUCUUUAUGCCCAAGGAUGGCCUCAAGACGGACAAGGACCGCGCGACGGUGAACAAGUCUCUUUCCGAAGUCAAGCGCCGCUUCCCCGAUGGUCUGCCCAUCCUCGAUCCGUUUCACAACAUGGAUAUUACAGACGAGUCGUUUCAAAAGCUCCUUCGCAAGAUUGAAGUUCUUGAAUCCUGUCUGCUAGCCAACCCUCUACACCUGUCGCCCCUGCUGCCGUCACUCUGGGAUCAGUACCAUGCCAAGACACUGCUUACGGAGAAGAUCAAGGCCAAGAAGAAGUCGAUUGCCAAGGCCCACAGCAUCACCCAAAUGGAUGAGCUCAAGUCGCGCAAGCGUGUGCUGCGGCGUCUUGGAUUUAUCAACGAUGCGGAAGUCGUGCAGCUCAAGGCUCGCGUUGCUUGCGAGAUCUCAUCGACCGAAGGUCACGAACUGGUGCUCUCGGAGCUGCUCUUUGACCGCUUCUUCAAUGAACUCACGCCCGAGACGUGCGCUUCCAUUCUCAGCUGCUUCAUCUUUGAUGAAAAGGUCGAGGCGACGGCUUUGAAGGAAGACCUGCAGAAGCCGUUCCGCGAGGUGCAGGCCAAGGCGCGCAUCGUCGCCAAGGUCAGCCAGGAGUGCAAGUUGGACGUCAACGAAGAGGAAUACGCGGCCAGCCUCAAGUGGCAGCUGAUGGAGACGGUGUUUGCCUGGGCCCAAGGCCGGCCGUUUUCUGAGAUUUGCAAGAUGACAAAUGUCUACGAGGGCUCCCUGAUUCGCCUCUUCCGCCGCCUGGAAGAGCUUCUGCGCCAGAUGGCCCAGGCCGCCAGGGUCAUGGGCAACGACGACCUCACCAAGAAAUUUGACGAGAGCUUGCAGAAGAUUAGAAGGGACAUUGUGGCUGCCCAGAGUCUGUACCUGUAG
Molecule: messenger RNA, 3282 nt
Organism: Cordyceps militaris CM01
Lineage: Eukaryota; Fungi; Ascomycota; Sordariomycetes; Hypocreales; Cordycipitaceae
Product: ATP-dependent RNA helicase DOB1
Exons: 1
Coding region: 1-3282 (1093 amino acids)
Biological process (GO): RNA catabolic process; maturation of 5.8S rRNA
Cellular component (GO): nucleus
Molecular function (GO): RNA binding; ATP binding; RNA helicase activity
Source: RefSeq, a predicted model, not a curated record